This is a messenger RNA of Fonsecaea nubica, 789 nucleotides long. RefSeq lists its product as hypothetical. The coding region runs from base 1 to 789 and encodes 262 amino acids. Gene Ontology annotation, biological process: regulation of peroxisome size; peroxisome fission. Gene Ontology annotation, cellular component: peroxisomal membrane. The record is from RefSeq and is a predicted model, not a curated record. NCBI's taxonomy places the organism in Eukaryota, Fungi, Ascomycota, Eurotiomycetes, Chaetothyriales, Herpotrichiellaceae. The transcript is spliced from 3 exons.
AUGAUUUGUGAUAUAAAAGUUGGCGUUGAGAAGAGCCUCAAGUUUUUACAGUCAACUUCACAGAUCGCAGCAACGGUCGGCUAUCUGUCACCGGACGAGGCUGCCCUGUGGCUCACAGCCAAGAAUCAAUUCGCGCUGGCACGCCGAUUUCUCCGUCUCUUCAAAUGGAUCGACUGCUGGAAUGCGGCGUAUGCCCAGUAUCAAUCCUUUCCUUCGAGCAAGACGACGAAAGAUCAACCAGCAAAGCCAUUGCAGCCAUCGAUCGCGCAAAGCGGCGUUCAUUCUCUCCUCAUUGUCUCAAAAUGGUCCUUGCUCGGCAUGUACCUGUUCAUAGAGAUGUUUACCAUUGUUGAUGCAGUCCUCGACACCUGGAGACCUUGGGCGGUAACCGCCCAAACUGAAGCGUUGAAAUUCUGGUUCUACGCACUGUCGGCGUCCAUUGCCCUGAGCCUCUACGAACUCUUGUUUGUCUACCCGGACUCUGCAUCAUCGAAGAACAACCAAUCAACCAAUCAAAAGAAGGAGGAGAAGACCUCGACCGUCGUCGAAAAGACUAGCCGCAAGGGUGCGGUCGACGAAUCCGACGAACCGGAGCAGUCGAAACCAAGGAAUCCCCUAACCGCGAAACGCAACGCUAUCUUUCGGCAACUGGUCAUCGACACCUGUGAUUUGCUGAUCCCAGCUGCAGCGGUGGGAUGGCUCCCACUCGACCCUGUCACGGUCGGCGCUGCAGGCUCGGUUAGUGCCCUGCUCGGCGGGUCGGAUGUCUGGUAUCGCGUCAAUGCAUGA